AUGAUUGUUGCAGAAAAUAUUUUAUGCAAAUUCUGGGCUCAAAUGGGUUCAGAAACAACUAAAACAGGUCGUUUAGCAAAUGGGGAGGCUGAGAAGAGUGUCCACAAAAAAAGGCAUGGUCAUUCGAGUAAUGGUACAAAUGGACAACAUGAAAACUUCGGUUCUAAUGGAGCUGGAACUAGUUCAAGCGGUGAAGAUGAUGUUUUAAUGAUGUGCACGGAGGAUAUAGAUGGCAACUUAGAAGCCGACGUAUCACAGGUUGUUGUACCUAAAAAGGCAAGACAAGGAGACCUGACAUUUCAGGACAUGCACGACAACCAAAAUUGGUUUGAUGAGGAUGAUGAAGAUGACAGUGACUGGGAGCCUGUGCAAAAGCAUGUAGAGGUUAUAAAGUGGUUUUGCAUCAACUGCACGAUGGUUAAUCUUGGCGAUGGUGUCAUUUGUAAUUUAUGUGGUGAACAUAAAGAAUCUGGUAUCCUGAGGCAGGGGUUUCUUGCAUCUCCUUCAUCACAAGAUGCAGGUUCCACUGAGGGUGAGUCAGAAGUGAGAGAGAUGCACUCACAACAUCCAACCCUGAACAGUUUGACGGCAGUUGGUUUUGAUGAGAGGAUGUUGCUACACUCAGAGGUCCAAAUGAAGUCGCAUCCCCACCCAGAACGACCUGAUCGCCUUCGAGCUAUUGCUGCUAGCCUUGCAACUGCUGGUUUAUUUCCUGGAAGAUGCUACCCAAUUUCUGCAAGAGAGAUUACCCUAGAAGAACUUCAAGUGGUGCAUUCGUUGGAACAUAUUCAAGCUGUAGAACUGACAAGCCAUAUUUUCGCUAGUUAUUUCACUCCUGACACGUACGCUAAUGAGCAUUCAGCAUGUGCUGCUAGGCUUGCAGCAGGUUUGUGUGCAGACCUUGCUUCAGCAAUUUUUUCAGGACGGGUGAAAAAUGGUUUUGCUAUGGUUCGGCCUCCUGGUCAUCAUGCUGGUGUAAGAGAGGCUAUGGGAUUCUGUCUCCAUAAUAAUGCUGCAGUUGCUGCAUUAGCUGCUCAGGCUGCUGGUGCCAAGAAGGUGCUUAUAGUUGAUUGGGACGUCCAUCAUGGAAAUGGGACACAAGAAAUAUUUGAUCAGAACAAAUCGACACGAGGGGGAAAGUUCUAUCCUGGUACUGGAGCUGCUAAUGAGGAAGUUAGAGGUUUGAACAUCACAGAGCUGAAUGAAUCUAGAAUAUUCCAUGGGACAGAUGAAAGUUGGCACUCAUUCAAAACUGUGGUUGGUAGAAAUGGUGCAGAAGGAUACUGUGUAAAUAUUCCCUGGAGUCGUGGGGCAGUUGCCACUGAGUUUGCUCCUGAUUUCACCAUCAUAUCAGCUGGAUUUGAUGCUGCAAGGGGGGAUCCUCUAGGAUGCUGUGAUGUAACUCCUGCUGGCUAUUCACAAAUGACAGAUAUGUUGUAUGCUCUUUCUGGUGGAAAAUUGCUUGUUAUUCUAGAGGGCGGCUACAAUCUACGCUCAAUAUCAUCCUCUGCCACCUCAGUCAUCCAGGUAUUGCUGGGUGAAAGUCCUGGACCUGAAUUGGGCAACAUCAUACCCUCUGGAGCUGGUCUUCAAACUGUUCUGGAAGUCAUGAAUAUUCAAAUGAACUUUUGGCCUUCUCUUUUAUCUAGUUAUGGAAAAUUGCAGUCCCAAUGGGGAGCAUACUGUAAUACAAUCGAUUUUGGAAAACAAAUAAAAAAGCGGCAGAGGACUGAUCCACCUAUAUGGUGGAAAUGGGGAAGAAAGAGGCUGUUGUAUCAUAUCCUCAAUGGGCGUCUUCAUGUAAAAUCAAAGUGGCAUCGAGUGAAGUGA
Messenger RNA from Dovyalis caffra, 1830 nucleotides. The record is from the annotation of a GenBank genome assembly. Lineage: Eukaryota; Viridiplantae; Streptophyta; Magnoliopsida; Malpighiales; Salicaceae.